Pestalotiopsis fici W106-1 is the source of this 930-nucleotide messenger RNA. RefSeq lists its product as uncharacterized. Gene Ontology annotation, molecular function: oxidoreductase activity. The record is from RefSeq and is a predicted model, not a curated record. NCBI's taxonomy places the organism in Eukaryota, Fungi, Ascomycota, Sordariomycetes, Amphisphaeriales, Sporocadaceae. The transcript has a single exon. The coding region runs from base 1 to 930 and encodes 309 amino acids.
AUGACGACGGGAGUCUUUCAUCACAUUGUCCCAGACUCCUUCACGGGCAAACCGUGGUCCAAGGCCGAUGGCCCGGACAAGUCCUACCGCGACCAAGGUCACGAAUGGAACGUCCACAACCUCCGUGGGCGCGAGCACGAGUUCACCACGGACAACAGCGGCUUUGCCGUUGUGCACGCGCCCGCCCAGGAGAAGCUCUUUGCGAGCAACGACGCCGUGCGCGGGGCCUACUACGCCGAGGUCGAGGCGCUGCUGCGCCGCGUCUUGCCCGCUGGCGGUACUCCCAUCAGAAAGGUGCACAUUUUUGACCACACGGUGCGCCGGCGCCAGGCCGACGCGCCGCGCCAGCCCGUGCAGCAGGUCCACGUCGACCAGACGGCCGCGGCGGCCGAGGCGCGCGUCCGGCGCCACCUGCCCGCCGCGGAAGCCGACGAGCUGCUCCGCGGCCGCUACGCCAUCAUCAACGCGUGGCGUCCCAUUGAGCACGCCGCCCUCGACUUCCCGCUGGCCGUGGUCGACUGGCGCACCACCGAGGCCCGUGACUUUGUCGCCGUGGACCUCAUGUACCCCAAGCGCCGCGCCGACUCGGGCCUCGGCGACUGCGAGGUCGAUGAUGACGACGACGAUGACCGUGGCAAGGAGAAGCUUCCUGAUCCCUUGACAACUGGCUCCGUCGAAGGAUACGAGCCCCGUGGGGAGCAUAUCCAGGUGGCCCCAAAUCCAAAUCACCGGUUCUAUUUCCAAAAGGACAUGAACCCAGACGAAGUCCUGCUGCUCAAGUGCUACGACUCGUUUGGCGAAGGGGAGCCGGGCGGCAUCCCGGGGUUGGCGGUGCGGACUCCCCAUAGCGCGUUCCAUGACCCCAAUGCGCCCAAGGAUGCGCCUGCUCGGCAGAGCAUCGAGGUGCGAUGUUUGGUAUUUUAUGAAUGA